UGACGUAGCGCGUCAGGCAGAGCACUCGCGUGUUACGGAAACGGGAUGACGAGCUCAGUGAUAUCUCUCAAAAUAUGAAUUAACACACGAGCAGAGACGCAGCCGGGGGGAAAAAAUUGCUGUUCAGAUGAAGAGGGCUCGCCUGGCCGACCUGCUGUGUCACCCGUCUUUGCCAUGGCAACACGCUAUUUCCCAACAUUUCUCUUUCUAAUUUUUUUGUCGUCUUUAGCCCUCUUGCUGCUCACACUUCUGCCUACUGUCACUCCUACUCUCCCAAUUGCAUCCUCAUCAGACGCCUUGCCUUGGCUGUCGCCCUCCUGCGAUCCGGGCCAGUCCUGGGCGGUUCGGCUUCACAGUGGUUCUCAUCAUGAGGACGAGGAUGAGAUGGAGAGCUCUGUGCAUCUGGACGUGAUCGCCAACAGGGUAGCAGAGCAGGCCGGGCUGCAGAACCAGGGACAGAUUGGCCAGCUGGAAGGCCAUUACUUGCUGUGUUCUGUAAAGCGUGAUGCUGGAUCAGAGGGGGGCGUGUGGAGAAGAGGUGUCCGACCUGGGGAUGUUCUAGAAGGCCACCCUCAUGUCCUGUGGUACUCCAAGGAGAGAGUGCUCAGUCGCUCAAAGAGAUCAAUGGCUUUCAAUGACCCUAACUACCCUAAACAGUGGCAUUUGCAUAACGAUAUGAAUAUGGGCAUGGAUAUCAACGUGACGGGAGUGUGGGAGCGCAACAUUACUGGCCAGGGGGUCACGGUGGUGGUCGUAGAUGACGGGGUGGAACACACCCACCAGGACAUCCACCUCAACUAUAGUCCUGAGGGCAGUUAUGACCUUAACUCCAACGACCCGGACCCCAUGCCCCACCCGGACGUCCACGGGGAAAACCAUCACGGGACUCGUUGUGCAGGAGAGAUCGCGGCCGUUCCCAACAACAGCUUCUGUGCCGUGGGUGUCGCCUAUGGCAGUAAAGUUGCAGGAAUCAGAGUCCUGGAUGGGCCGCUGACAGACAGCCUAGAGGCGAUAGCCUUCAAUAAGCACUACCAAGUAAAUGACAUCUACAGCUGCAGUUGGGGUCCAGAUGACAACGGACACACUGUGGAUGGGCCCCAUCCGCUGGGGAAGGCAGCAUUGCAGCACGGCGUGAUUGCAGGCAGAAGAGGCUUCGGGAGCAUUUUUGUAGUUGCCAGCGGCAACGGAGGUCAAUAUGAUGACAACUGCAACUACGAUGGCUACGCCAACUCCAUCUACACCAUCACAAUCGGUGCGGUCGAUGAGAAGGGGAGGAUGCCUUUCUACGCAGAGGAGUGUGCAUCCAUGCUGGCGGUGACCUUCAGCAGCGGGGGGACCAAGCUCAGGAGCAUUGUGACAUCGGACUGGUCCAUGCAGCGAGGGACAGGCUGCACUGAAGGCCACACGGGCACGUCUGCUGCAGCCCCGCUGGCAGCAGGGAUGGUGGCCCUCAUGCUCCAGGUCCGGCCCUGCCUCAGCUGGAGGGAUGUUCAGCACAUCAUUGCCUUUACAGCCACCAAGUGUGACAGCAGUGCUGACUGGCAAGUUAAUGGAGCGGGCUUUUCUCACAGCCACCAGCAUGGUUUUGGUCUGCUCAACGCUUGGAGACUCGUUAAUGCCGCCAAGGUGUGGGAGGCGGCGCCUUUCCUGGUGUCCUAUCAGAGCUCCGUCAUAAAGGAAGAGGCAAAGAUCCUGGUCUAUUCCGACGAGCUGGUCCGUACCUGGAAUGUCUCUGCUGCUGACCUGAAACAGUCGGGGAUGGAGACACUGGAGCACGUGGCCGUUACCGUGACAAUAUCCCACCCGUGCCGAGGGAAUUUGGAGAUUGUGUUGGUCUGCCCCAGCGGGAUGACAUCCGUCAUCGGGGCUCGCAGAGCCAUUGACAGAGAUGCUGCGGGCUACGAGGACUGGACAUUCUCCACGGUACGCUGCUGGGGGGAGGAAGCUGAAGGCCAGUACAUCCUCAAGAUAUCUGAUCACAAGGAGCAGGCGUUUGACCAGUGCGCUGCUGUGGGCGUGCUCAAGGAGUGGAAGCUGACCCUGUAUGGGUCGUCCAUGACCUACAGCGAAGUCAAGGACAGGCAGAAGCUGGUGGAGGAGGCGAUGAGCGGCAAAUAUUUGGACAGCAACUUCUCUCUGCCCUGCCCUCCGGGUUUGGAUAUCCCCCCCGAGAUCAUCAGCCCCUUCACCUCCAACAACCUCAAGUUCCUGCUGUUGUUUGGAUGCUUUGCUCUUUUCUGGUCCCUCUACUACACCCUGGAGGUUGCACUGGCCCGCAUGGACCUCCGGGGCCUCCUGCGCUGGCGGAGGAGUCGGGGCGGCCACCAGGCAUGGAGGCGACGCAGAGGGAGAGGAGUGGAGGAGGCCAUGGGGGAAGAGACGGAUGAGUACAGAGAAGAACAGCAGCAGGACCCAAGAGUGGAGCUGCAGACUGUGCUGGACUCUGAGGCCAAAGUGCCACUCAUCACUGGAGAGCCGCCAGAGACAUAGCGGCAUGAGUGGGAACAUGCAUCCCUGCUGUACUCCCGAGACGUCUCAGGCUUCCUCCUCCUGUCCUCACUCUGGACUGCUUCUGGUCCCGCUCAGCUUCCAGCCCCAGUGGUGGUCUCCGAGUGGACACAGAUGGACUUGAAUAAAGAGUGGACUCCUUGUCCUUCUCUGCGUUUCCCAGAUAAGUGGCCUUGUAUUUAUUUGGGCUUUGACUACGUGUGAUUUCUAAACCAGUGGCCUCUCGGAGAAGAUGAGGGGAGGAUAAAUCCAGGACGUUUUAAACUUCCUCUGACAGUUAGACCUACAUUUAUCAGGUAUAGGCUGCCCACGGAACGAAAAGGGUUUUUCUGUUUCACUACAAUCAAGUGUGAGGACAUAUAAGGUUGUUUUUAAAUGUGCACCCAAAGAAAACUGGUGAUGUGACUCAUCCGAUUUACUGUAGGGAGACUUAUGGAGUCAAAGUGAUUUAAUGUGCACUGAACAUAGGAAUGAGAGUCGUGGGUGGGAG
Cololabis saira (Pacific saury) is the source of this 2998-nucleotide messenger RNA. RefSeq names its product proprotein convertase subtilisin/kexin type 7 (gene pcsk7). Gene Ontology annotation, biological process: protein processing. The transcript has 17 exons. Gene Ontology annotation, cellular component: trans-Golgi network; Golgi membrane. The record is from RefSeq and is a predicted model, not a curated record. Gene Ontology annotation, molecular function: serine-type endopeptidase activity. Bases 175 to 2490 code for a protein of 771 amino acids. Lineage: Eukaryota; Metazoa; Chordata; Actinopteri; Beloniformes; Belonidae.